AUGGAGAAAGAUCUUUGGGAUGAGAUUCAAAAUUUAGCACUAGGGAGAGAAGAUCCAGAACUCCUAAUCCCAAACUCAGACUAUGAAGAUGUCCUAGCAAGUAACAGGCUUAGCCUGAUAGCCCGACCACUUAAUCCGAUUGAUCAAAAUCUGCUUGAAGUGGCGGCAAACCUCCCUACAGCCUGGGGUCUAGCAUCUUCGGUUCAUGGCAGAGUUCUCGAUGACCGUUUCGUCCAGUUUCGAUUCCAGUCUGAAAGAGAUCUGAUAUCAGUACUACGAAGGGAACCAUGGAGCUUUAAUAGAUGGAUAGCUAGAUCCUUAGGGGAAUUAGUGCAGGUGGACUUUGAAGAUUCAGUCACCAAUCAGAUUUCAUUCCUCCGAGUAAAAAUCAGAGUCUCUAUAACUGAUCGCUUUAGGUUCUUUAGAAGGGUGAGAUUUCAAACAGGUGAUAGAGCUAUGCUAGGAUUUCAGUACGAGAGAAUGGAAAAAAUCUGUACUAAUUGUUGUAGGAUUAUGCACCCUACCUCUCGAUGUCCCUUUGAGCAUACCAAUCCAAAUCAUUACAACAACCAAGAAAACCAAGCUCAUCAAAGGAGAAAUGAUGGAAUCGAGGACCCGGAUUCAGCCCCUAUCUCACAACAAUCAAGCCCAGUCGCCCAAGUCCCUGUCUUCGCUCAUGAAAACCAGCCUAUGUAUCCUAAGAAACGAGCAGGCCCUUACUUUGCCUUAGCAUUUCUGCACUUUGAACUCUCGGGCAAAGACGAGUCUAUCGGUUCAAACCUAGAAGGAGGCUCUCCUCCCAAGAUACAGUCUAAGUACGAAGUAGGAGAAUGCUCAAAACAAAGACUGAAUGUUAACCCAAAGAAGGAACUUCCAAUGAAGAAGAGAACAAGUCUGCCGGACCAUGAUAGAGAAGACGAUCACCAAACAUCUUACCCUCCUUGA
This is a messenger RNA of Camelina sativa (false flax), 945 nucleotides long. The record is from RefSeq and is a predicted model, not a curated record. NCBI's taxonomy places the organism in Eukaryota, Viridiplantae, Streptophyta, Magnoliopsida, Brassicales, Brassicaceae.